AUGUCCCCCAAAUUUGAUAUUGGUCAACAAUUGUUAUGAGGGUACGCCUACCCAGCCGCGCAAACCCGAAAGCAGUGGUUCUACGGCUCCAAAUGCGAACUUUUAAGACUUACAAAAACAGGAGAUCCCGAGGUGAAUCCACCCCCCACGCCCAAUACGUUGGGGACCAGCCCUACUACACCAAAAACCAAUGAUCCUGGAUACACCCAUGAUAAAGAGAACGGUACGCAUACUUCUGACACCAACACCACGACCACACCAAAAACCAACGAUCCCCAAAGUACCGGUGAUAACGGCGAUGGUACAAAUAGUACUGUCCCAGUCGUAGCAACAACAAACAAUGCUGCGCCUACAUCCGGAUCUCUUUCGCUCGUGGCUUUUACAGUUGCGAUGUUCACUGUCCUCAUGGUCUGA
Molecule: messenger RNA, 414 nt
Organism: Hymenoscyphus albidus
Lineage: Eukaryota; Fungi; Ascomycota; Leotiomycetes; Helotiales; Helotiaceae
Source: the annotation of a GenBank genome assembly